AUGAUUGCCACCAAUACCCAUAUAAAUAGAAGCUCAGUAUCAAGAAAAUUCUGCUCAAAUUGUACCUGUUCUCCUGGUCUUUUAUCAAGACAGCACCGCAAAAACUUUCUAACUAAGCAAAUUAGUCUAUCAAGGUCAGCUUCAAGUUAUUCAAUCAAAACUCCCUUACUAUCAAGAAAUAACUCAACUAUAUCCUUGUGCCAACAACAACAACAAAGUUCCAGCAUGGACCAUCAUUUACUAUCCAAUCAAAAAGAAAUCAACACCUCAAAGAGACUAUUAAGUCUUCGAAAUGAAAUGAAAAGCCAUGAUCUAGCAAUCUACAUUGUGCCAUCUGAAGAUGAACAUCAGUCUGAAUAUGUCUCCUCUGCUGAUCAAAGAAGAAGCUUUAUCUCAGGUUUUACUGGCUCUGCUGGUAUCGCAAUAAUAACCAGGGAUUUGCUAUCAAUGAACGAAACUCCAAGUGGGUUAGCUGCUCUUUGCACUGAUGGUAGAUACUAUAUACAAGCUAACAACGAAUUAGAUUUUAAUUGGAAACUAUUGAAAACUGACAACCAAAAUAACCAAUCCUGGGAAUUAUGGACAAUUAAAAAUGCUAUCCAAUCAAGUUUAGACACUUACAAAGAGGUUAAUAUUGGUAUUGACCCAAAAUUAUUCACUUUUGAUAGAUACGAUUCUUUUAAAAAAUUGAUUCAAAAUGAAGUCUCAAAAAAAUUACCUGAAACUCCCAAAAUCAAUUUGGUUCCAAUUACUGAAAACUUGAUUGACAAAAUUUGGCCCGAAUUUGAAAAGAAACCAAUAAGAUUAACCUCAAACUUCAUUAAAUUAAAUGAAAAUAUAUCUGGUAAAUCAACACUUGAUAAAAUUGACCAAUUAAAAAAAACUCUAAAAAAUGAUUUCAAUUCAUCUUAUUUUGUCAUUACUGCUCUAGAUGAAAUAGCCUGGCUAUUGAAUCUAAGAGCUUCUGAUAUCCCUUAUAACCCAGUUUUUUUUUCUUAUAUGAUUAUAACUGAAAAUUCACACUAUCUCUACUGCGAUAUCGAUCAAAGAAUUCCAAAGAACGAUAAAAGCAACGAAAACAUUCUAAAUUAUUUAAACAACGACUGCCAAAUUAUCACUAAACCCUACAAUCAGUUUUGGUCUGAUUUAUCUACGAUUUCAGAAGAAAUUUCCAAAAAUAAUUCAAACAAUAAAUUUUUAAUUCCAAAUUCCUCCUCUUGGGAACUCGUUAGAAACUUAAAAAGUGACUACUUGAAAAUUCAAUCUCCAAUCGAAUUACUCAAAUCAGUUAAAAACAAAACAGAAAUUCUUGGACUAAAAACGGCUCAUAAAAAGGAUGCAAUUGCGUUAAUUAAAUUCUUUUCUUGGUUAGAAGACCAAUUAAUCAACAAAGAAAAACUUUUAACUGAAUAUGAUGCUGCAGUCAAACAAAAAAAAUUCAGAAAAGAAAUGAAAAAUUUUAUUGAUUUAUCUUUUGAAACAAUAUCAUCGACGGGUAAAAAUGCUUCCAUCAUUCACUAUGCUCCAUCAGAAUUCGAUUCUUUAACAAUAGAUCCCUCAAAGAUUUACUUGAAUGAUUCCGGUGCACAAUUCUUAGAAGGCACAACAGACAUCACUAGAACUAUUCAUUUUUCAAAUCCCUCGCAAGAAGAAAUUGAUAACUAUACAUUGGUCUUGAAGGGAAAUAUUUCGUUAGAAAAUAUAAUAUUCCCUGAAGGUACAAAUGGAGUACAAUUAGAUGUUUUGGCUAGACAGUUUUUAUGGGCCCAAGGGCUAGAUUAUCAACAUGGAACUGGGCAUGGCAUUGGGUCGUUUCUAAAUGUUCAUGAAGGACCAGUGGGGGUUGGAUAUCGUCCAUACUAUGCAAGAUUUCCAUUGGAGGUUGGCAAUUACAUUUCAAAUGAGCCAGGGUAUUAUAAGGAUAAUGAAUACGGUAUUCGAAUUGAAAAUGACAUGAUUGUUAUCAAAGCUGAUGAUAUCAAUAAAGGAUUGGAAAAUAAUAAGAAGUUUUUAAAAUUUGAAAAUGUUUGCUUGGUUCCAUAUUGCAAGAAACUAAUCAACGUUAAAUUAUUAACCGAAAAAGAAAUUGAAGUUAUAAACAAGAGACACAACCUUAUCUUCAAAGAGGUUAGCCACUAUUUGGAAUCAAAUUCUAUUGCUCUUAAUUGGUUGAAGAUACAGUGUGCCCCAUUAAAGAAAAAAUAG
Ascoidea rubescens DSM 1968 is the source of this 2205-nucleotide messenger RNA. RefSeq names its product aminopeptidase P (gene FRA1). Bases 1 to 2205 code for a protein of 734 amino acids. NCBI's taxonomy places the organism in Eukaryota, Fungi, Ascomycota, Saccharomycetes, Ascoideales, Ascoideaceae. Gene Ontology annotation, molecular function: metalloaminopeptidase activity. The record is from RefSeq and is a predicted model, not a curated record. The transcript has a single exon.